AUGUUCGCCAAAUCUGCAAAAAGAGUAUGCUCUUCUGUUGGCCGUUUUGCGGCUGUAAGGGCAAAGUCAUCACUCCCCGAGAAACUCCCCGAGAAACUCUCGGCUGUUCCUAACAAAUACAAUUCCAAAUCAUCAGCAUUCAACCUUAAGCCAAAUAUGUCGGACGGUUUGUUUUAUCAACCUGCACCUUCACCCCUCGAUCCGAAAAUUACACCAAAGGCAUUUUUACCCGAUACGGAUCCAAGAAAAGUGUCUGAUCUUUACUAUCCCGAAGAAGAUCGAUUGAUCAAAGACAACGUUAAAUAUAUGCCAAUAAUAUACAAAGCGAGCCGGGCCAAAAAUUAUUCCAUGACCAAAGAUGAUGUUAUAGAAUUGCAGAAAAUGAGAGAUGCUGGUGCAACCAGAAAGCAGAUGAAAGAGAAGUUCAAAGUGUCGGACUUCUUUAUCAGCAUCGCCACAGAGUCCAAUCCAGAAAAGAUUAUUCGGGAGAAGAAAUUAUUGAAAAAGCAAGUGAAAAGAUGGUCUGCAAAGACAUCCGUUGCUCGAAAGUUGAAGGAGAAGCAAAAGCUAAUGUGGGAGGCCGACCUUUGA
Molecule: messenger RNA, 591 nt
Organism: Brettanomyces nanus
Lineage: Eukaryota; Fungi; Ascomycota; Pichiomycetes; Pichiales; Pichiaceae
Exons: 1
Coding region: 1-591 (196 amino acids)
Cellular component (GO): mitochondrial large ribosomal subunit
Molecular function (GO): structural constituent of ribosome
Source: RefSeq, a predicted model, not a curated record